Molecule: messenger RNA, 2654 nt
Organism: Nezara viridula (southern green stink bug)
Lineage: Eukaryota; Metazoa; Arthropoda; Insecta; Hemiptera; Pentatomidae
Source: the annotation of a GenBank genome assembly
UAAUCUUUAUCAAACUCAGUAAUAAUUCUUUUGACGUUGUUCUUAGCCAAAGUUAGGACAGUUUUCCUGGCUGAGGGCAUGAUGUAUUAUUUUAAUUGGAAAUUUUAUUUUAUUUCAUUUUUAAUUUUUAUAUUUACAGCAGCUAAUGUAACUUCAAUAAAAUUUAACUACUCUGCUGAGUCAAUCAUUGAAAAGGUUAAUUCCGUUGAUGCAAAAUGGAAAGCUGGUCAUAACUUUGACCCAAACACACCACUGUCACAUUUUAAAAGGCUUAUGGGAGUCAAAAAAAGCUCUGAAACUCUGCCAUUAAGAGAAGACCACAUAAUUGAUUUUGAAAUUCCAGAAGAAUUUGACUCAAGAGAACAAUGGCCUCAUUGUCCAACGAUUGGACAAAUUAAGGAUCAAGGCAACUGCGGUUCUUGCUGGGCUGUAUCAGCAGCAGCAGUGCUUUCUGACAGAUAUUGCAUUGCAACAAAUGGUACCUUCACAAUGCCUCUGUCUGAAGAAGAAUUGCUUUCUUGCUGCAGUUUAUGUGGAUAUGGAUGUGAAGGAGGCUACCCUAUGGUAGCAUGGAAAUAUAUACAUCUUUAUGGUAUAGUAACUGGAGGUGAAUACAAUUCUAGCAUUGGUUGUCAGCCAUAUGACAUAAAAGCUUGCGAUCAUCAUGUGGAUGGAGGUCUUCCUUCAUGCAAAUCUCUUCCACCAGUGGAAACUCCAAGGUGUAAAGAAAGGUGUACAAACCCAUCAUAUAAUAAUACUUUUAACAAUGAUCAUCGCAAAGUGCACAGAGUUUAUGCAAUAAAAAAUGAUGUUGCCCAGAUUCAACAGGAGAUUUUAUUGCAUGGUCCAGUUGAAGCAGCGAUUCUUACUUACACUGAUUUCACUGCUUACAAAUCAGGUGUGUACCAACACGUGACUGGACACGGACUGGGUGCGCAUGCUGUAAAGAUCAUCGGGUGGGGUGUUGAAGAUGAUACGCCUUAUUGGUUGGUUGCUAAUUCCUGGAAUACUCAUUGGGGAGACAAGGGAUAUUUUAAAAUCUUGAGAGGCACAGACCAUUGUCAGAUCGAGUCAGAAGUUAUGGCAGGACUACCUAUAGUAGAUUAAAGAAGUUGGUUUGCGAGACGGAUUAACUUCAAUGAAGCGAAUACAUUAUUAUUUAUGAAUAUUUUUAAACAAAACAUUGUUUAUUCAAUAUACAUAGUUUGUGCCUUCAUAGUAUUAAUUUAUGUAGUUUACAUUACUUCAAGAAAAGUCAUGUUUGUAAAUAUUUUAACCAGUGUUGCAUAAUAUAACAGCAUUUAAAAAGUAGUAACUUAUUUUUAGCAUCAUGAAAUUAAUAUAAAUAUCAAUUUUUUUCAGAACUUUAACAAAAGUUCGUGAACCAUUCCAGGAUUAAGUUAUUAAAUAAUUCCACUUCAUCUCGUGUAAAUCAGUAAAUGUCAAAUUUUUAACUAUUAAGUUAGUAUUCUGAGAAAUACCUUUGUUUGACAAAAGAAUUUUUUACUGGACUAAGUUGUGACAAGUUGACAAUCUUCUAUGGAAAGACUAAGUUUGUAGCCGUCUGUGAUUUCAAAGUUAAAUAGAGAUGAAGCAGAAAUUUUGAGCAAAAAAUUUUUAUUUUAUGAUUAGUAUGAAAAUUCGUAUUAAGGGUUUUUCGAGGUGCGAAAUACAAAUUUCAACUUUGUUUCUCCGUAAAAAAAUAUUUGAAACUACUUUACUCCUUAGGUCAGUACUACUUGUUUCAAUAUUCAAUAUCACCUUGGCGUUACUCUCGAUUAAACCCUCUCCUGGAAACCACACAUCUUCUAAACUCCCCGCUAUACUAUUUCCAUCUUGCAACAGUUUAACCAUCCACAUUAUCUUCUUCCGUUCAAAACCCGUCAACUCCUGGUCUCAUCUCUUGUUUUCUCCCACUUCGAUUACUGUAUGGUGUAUGUGGACUCUCAGGAGAACUCGAAGCUAAACUUAAGCGUGUAAUGAAGUAGUGCUCAAUACGCUUUAUAUUCGGGAUUUCAAGGGAUACGCACAAUACUCACUUUUUACACCUAGUUGAAGUGGCUUUAUCUGUCCUACCGCUACCGCCGUCAGUAUUUCCGUGCUACCUUUCUAUACCAGGAUAUUAGAACUCGGUGACCCUCCUAUAUUUUAUAGAUUCUACAAUUCGAUUCCGUCCCACCAGAUCCCGUACGUCCGACCUCUGUCCUCCUCCUCACCGAACUGUUGCGUUUGCCUUUUUAAUCCAAGCUGUCUCCCUCUGAAACUCUAUCCCUUCUGAUAUUCGACAAGCAAUGUCAGUAUCCUCUUUCAAAUCUCUCCUUUUCGAACACCUAUUCCAUUCUCAAUCCGGUUGAUCACCAAAUGCACUUGAAAAUCUAAGUCGUAAGAAUCUCAAAGUACCUCCAGAUACUUUGAUUAUUUUGUGAUUUAUUGAUAUUUUGUUUAUUUGUUUUACUUUUUAUGUCUAUUUUAUAUUUAUGUUUGUUUUUAUAUCUUUUCAUUAUCUGUACUUUUAUUUUAUUAUCAAUCAUCCUGUAAAUAUAUAAUUGUAUUUUAUGGACACACCAGAAUGUUAAUAUACAUUCUGCAUUUAUAUUUUGUUCUAAAGGGACACUAGUCCCAAAAUAAUAAAAUUAUUUGCAUUCAUUCAUUCA